AUGUACGCGGAUAAACGUAGCGGUUUGGAGAAGGCGGCGAAUCUGGUGACAACGGGGGCCGGCACAGCCGCUUUAUUGCCAAGUCAUUUGGCCACACAUUUGGCAGCGACAGCAGCUUCACAUCAGGCGCCAACGCCACCGCCCACGCACUCACAGCAGCAACAGCAACAUUUGCAGCAGCAACAGACAGGCCAGCAACAAGCCGCACAGCAGCAGCAGCAACAGCAACAACAACAGCAACAGGCAGCCGGCAUGUUUACAAGAUUCGAUGCCAACAAGUCCACCAAGGGCGCUUCCAAAAUGCGAAGAGAUCUCAUAAAUGCGGAGAUUGCCAAUUUGCGCGAUCUGCUGCCGUUGCCGCAAUCUACGCGCCAGCGUUUGUCGCAGCUGCAACUGAUGGCGCUCGUUUGUGUCUAUGUCCGCAAAGCCAACUAUUUUCAACAAGUUUUCAAGCGCCACAAUGCGCUCCACCAUCAGACAGCAACACCAAAUAUUGGCUUCUCAAAGGCACUCUCCGGCUUUCUGAUGAUGCUCACACAAAAUGGCAAAUUGCUCUAUAUAUCGGAUAAUGCCGCCGAAUACUUGGGCCACUCCAUGGAGGACCUGCUCAUACAUGGCGACUCCGUUUACGAUAUCAUUGACAAACAGGAUCACGCAACCAUCCAAGCUGAGCUCAAUCGUAAUGUGCCGCCUCAGCCAGGUGGCGAGCAUUCAGCAUCCAGUAAUGGGGCCGCUGCUGGCAACAACAGCAACAACAACGGCAACAACAACACCAGCAGCGGCAUCACAAGUCUCGAAGGCGAGCAUCGCAUGUUUCUCUGUCGCAUGAAUGUCAGUCGCAAUGCGCGACGGCAAAUGCGUUUCGGCGAUCAGAAGGUCGUUCUGGUACAGGGGCACUAUUUGUCAUUUCUGCCGCUUUGCAGUCGCAAUGAGCCUGUCUUCUUGGCUACCUGCACACCCAUAGCCAUGCCCGAGACCCGCGAGUGCGUGGUGCAGGGUGCGACAAAUGUUUUCACCACCAUACACUCAAUGGAUAUGAAAAUAGCACACAUAGAUAAGAACGGCGAAUUUCAUUUGGGCUAUGACAAGACAACGUUACAGGGAACUUCCUGGUACAAUUUAAUUCACAGCGAGAAUUUGAGGGAGGCGCAGAGCAAGCACAGGCUAAUUACGCAAUCGGAACAAGAUCGGAGUUGCAUUCUGCUGGUACGCAUGCAGCGCGGCAGUGGCGACUAUACUUGGGUACAUGUGGUCCUACAGGUGCGCGACAGUCCCGACUCAACCCAACAGCCCGUCAUUGUGUGCACCAAUCAGGUGCUGAACGAACGCGAGGCGUCCAUCAUGGUGGCCAAUUCCUGGCUGUACCAUUACUACACGGUACAAUCGAAGAUACAGUUUGGCAUGCCACUGGAUAGCGCGAUGCGCGUGCCACCCGGUGGUGCCCCAAAUGUUUACUACACGGCGCAUCAGGCCACCGCGCACCACAUGGCGCCUACGCAGCAACCACACAGCUACAAUCACGGCAACCUAAAUCUAAACCUACACAACCAUCACCAUCAUGCGGCGGCGGCAGCGGCCUAUCACCAUCACACGCAUAUGGGAGCUGCCUAUGGCGGCGGGGUCUAUCACGGGGAGAGCGCAGCUGGCGAGCUCAAGGAGAAUGAGCAGCAAUACAAUUAUCCUCAGGCUGGCUUAGAGCCUGUCGACUAUAGUCAAGUGAAUGGCAGUCCCAGUCAAAAGUCGAGCACUCCGCGCUUAUCCUCCUCCACAUCGUCAGCAUCGCCACCGCCGCCCAAGAAACGGGCGCGAAACAAACUGGAGCCGCUUUACUUGCAGGCCGUGGAACGUUCAGCCACAACCCCGGAGCCGGACUGCACGCAACAACAACAUUACGCGCUGCAGUCCUCAGCCGCCGCCUACUCAAGCAGCGUAGCAGCCAGCAGCGAUGCCCAUGCCUCGGUCAUCUAUGCAACCAUUGUGCCCACUCGUCCACGUUUGCUCAAUAAAACGCUGCCCCCUGAUCCUGCCGAUUUUAUCGAGCAAUGGAACCCCAGUCCGCCCUGGUCAGAGUCCGCGCAAAAGGCUUCCCUCGACAGUUUCUCCUCCUCACAUGAGCUAAGUCCCUGCAUCACCACCACGCCUCCCACGCCCACCAGUGCACCGCCCCAUAACCACAGUGGCAAUGGCGGCGCCAAUCUGAGUGGCAACCACAAUUCUGGCGCGCAAACAAUUGGUCCUGCAUUUAGUUUCGAAUGGAUGUCCGAUCCCCUAGUGCCAGUGGUCGAUGCCUGUCUCACCUGCGUCCCACCUGAGGGAUUGCCCGUGGUGAUGAGUGUCGCCCAUCAGCAGUGGCCCACGAGCACAGCGGGUAAUCAUCAUCAGCAUUUGUCCCAGCACCUGGCAGCCGCCCAACACCAUCAUCAUCAGCAGCAGCAACAACAACAGCAGCAGCAGCAGCAGCAACUACAACAACAGCGCAUGUCGCUGGGCAAUGGCCUGCUUCUGCAUCACAGCGCCUCCCAUUCCCCAGUCACCAGCUUGUCGCUGAGCUCUACGCGUGCGGAGCAUGCCGCCGCCGAUGCAGUGACCACGGGCCGAGCCAAUGUUGGAGCUGCUAUCGAACCGGUUGAGGAUAGAGAUCCGAAAAAUUAGUGACUUGCGCAUUAUGUAAAGCUCGGAAAUCCCCAUAAACACUCGGCUAGGCUGGCUGGGCUGGCUGGGCACGCGGACCGAGCUUUUUGCUGCCCAUGUGCAACGGGCAGGUGAUAAUCACACUUAAAUUAAUUGCCACUUGUCAUUUUAGCGUUUAAAUUAUUUUUAUCUUACACUAAACAAUAACAACAAUAGCAACAACAGUAGCAACAAUGACAAUUACAACAAUAACAAAUGACGGCGCACGCGUAACCACAACGUCUCUGACAAUUAUGGCAGGUGCUAUAAAUACAUUUUUUAUAGCAACACCUUUCCACCCAGCUUAUCAACUAAUUUAGUGUUUAAA
Molecule: messenger RNA, 2998 nt
Organism: Scaptodrosophila lebanonensis
Lineage: Eukaryota; Metazoa; Arthropoda; Insecta; Diptera; Drosophilidae
Gene: dysf
Product: neuronal PAS domain-containing protein 4
Exons: 12
Coding region: 1-2652 (883 amino acids)
Biological process (GO): regulation of transcription by RNA polymerase II
Molecular function (GO): RNA polymerase II transcription regulatory region sequence-specific DNA binding; protein dimerization activity; DNA-binding transcription factor activity, RNA polymerase II-specific
Source: RefSeq, a predicted model, not a curated record